Molecule: messenger RNA, 2387 nt
Organism: Cyprinodon variegatus (sheepshead minnow)
Lineage: Eukaryota; Metazoa; Chordata; Actinopteri; Cyprinodontiformes; Cyprinodontidae
Gene: slc25a18
Product: solute carrier family 25 (glutamate carrier), member 18
Exons: 10
Coding region: 413-1399 (328 amino acids)
Biological process (GO): malate-aspartate shuttle; L-glutamate transmembrane transport; aspartate transmembrane transport
Molecular function (GO): L-aspartate transmembrane transporter activity; L-glutamate transmembrane transporter activity
Source: RefSeq, a predicted model, not a curated record
GGGACUUAGGAAGCAAGACAAUACUGGUGUUUGUGCAACGGCCCCUGAGUGGCGGCUGGCUUUCUCAGAUCUCUCUUGCUUCAUGUCCAGUGCUGCAGCGUUGCUGAGGUGAGAAGAAGGACUGAGAUGAAGUGACAGAGACAGUGCAAGGGAAGCUGAAUUUGAGGUGCAGCAAAGCAGAAAAGCCAGCUGCAACGCAAACAUCCAGCCCUGGAUUUUUUUGAGGACAGCACAAAGGAAGGCAUCCACCCAGUGAGAGCCGCACAGAAGUGAGUCGUCCUCUUCUACCACAUUAAAAGGAUCUGGAAGGUGUGGGAGGGGGGAGCUGAGCGGCAGUGACACCUUUGGGGGGGGGGGCGUGCUGAAGAGAACGAGCAUUGGAGCUGGGGAAAAGAGCCCCCAAUCUACCACGAUGGGAGACAAGAAAGUUAGUCUCCCAGCUAAGCUGAUUAAUGGGGGCGUGGCGGGCCUGGUCGGUGUGACAUGUGUAUUUCCUAUUGACCUGGCAAAGACCCGCCUACAAAACCAGCAGGGCGUCCAAGUCUACAAAGGAAUGUUUGACUGCCUGGCAAAGACAAUACGCUCAGAGGGCUAUUUUGGAUGCUACAGAGGUGCAGCAGUAAACCUCACACUAGUCACACCGGAGAAAGCAAUCAAACUGGCAGCCAAUGAUGUCUUCAGACAAAAGCUUUCAAAAGACGGACAUUUACCCCUGUGGGGGGAAAUACUGGCUGGGUGUGGGGCUGGGACCUGUCAGGUGGUGGUCACCACACCCAUGGAGAUGCUCAAAAUCCAGCUUCAAGAUGCAGGACGACUAGCUGCACAAAGGCCCAUGGCCACUCCUAGUCAGACAGCUGCUGCUGGUCCUGCUCCAUCAUUAGUGGCCUCUGCAUCACAAGCCCGGCCGGCUCGUCCCCAACGGCCUUCGGCAACAGGCAUCACAGUGGAGCUGCUGAAGACCCGUGGCCUGGCGGGCCUCUACAGGGGGGCAGGAGCAACAUUAAUGAGGGAUGUCCCCUUCUCCAUGAUCUACUUCCCCCUGUUUGCCAACCUUAACGCACUGGGUCGUGAGGCAGCGGAGGGCCACGCUGCAGUUCAGGUCAGGGCACCGUUCUGGCAGUCCUUUGUGGCCGGCUGCUCUGCCGGCUCCAUAGCAGCCGUGGCUGUAACUCCGCUGGAUGUGAUUAAGACUCGUCUGCAGACCUUACAAAAAGGUGAAGGGGAGGACACAUACAGAGGGAUUGUUGACUGCACAAGGCGCAUCUUGAGUCGGGAAGGCCCGUCGGCGUUCCUGAAGGGUGCAGCUUGCCGGGCACUGGUCAUCGCUCCUCUUUUCGGUAUCGCACAGGGUGUCUACUUCCUUGGGGUAGGGGAGGCGGUUCUGGGUUUACUGGAAUAACAGUGACUGGCAGUGGUGGCUGUGAUUAUGCUGUCUAAAUACAAGCAGAGAACACACAAAGAAGCACAGCCACACUCUGCUAACCAAAGGAGGAGAAAUAACAAAGAUGUUGGACCAGCGGGUUCACUCUAAUAACUGUUAUCUAGGUUUUUACAAGCUGCCAGCAAAGUUCUUAUGGUUAAACAAGGUCUUUUGUAGGUCUGUGUAACUAAUGUGUGUGUGUGUGUGCAGAGUCCUGGUUAGCCCAGGGUGCUGAACACCACAUUUGCUUGAGAUAUUAUUCUCAUUUCCUGUAAAUAAAGACCUGAUGAAUAUUUUUACAGCUCCUAAACUAAAAUGCCUGAAAAGUGUGACUGUUUCUUCAGUCUGUGCAACAUCAAGAGGAAGUGACCCAUUUAAAUCAUACCUAAAGCGGUUGUUUAUUAUGCCUUGUUUAAACCAGGAGCUCAGCCUCUACCUGCCCACUCUGUUAUGCGAUCCUCCCACUCUAUUCUGUAGGUCAGAGUUGUAAUCUGGAUUCUUCUGCUGGACUGGGAGGUUCUCCCUGCCAAUCUCUCUAAGGUCAUUUGUUAAUCUGACGGUAAUUCCUUAAUCCCUGUAAUAGCUUACAAUUCAAUUUACAUCACAGCUAAACGUCCUGUUAAAAGGCCACAGGUUAGACUGCAAGACAACACAUUGCCUUCCAGGCAUUGUCACUUUGAAUUUAUAUACCAGUAAUAAUAAAAAAUGCUUUUCCUCCAGAUUUAUGGUUUAAAAUACAUUGCUAUAAAUGAUAUGCGCACAAUAACUAAGGACAAUGCAAUCAACGCCUUAUCAAUGCUGUAUGUUUAAAACUGUAUGACAAAAAAUAAAAUAGAAAAUAAGUAAAAAAAUCAUAUUUUCUUUUGAAAGGGUGGCUCUGUUUAGAGGUUAUAAGAAGUAGUAGAAAACUCUCCCAAGGUCUUUACUUCUAUGAAACAUCAUCCCUGCAGAUAGAAAAACAAAAAAA